Molecule: messenger RNA, 1870 nt
Organism: Episyrphus balteatus (marmalade hoverfly)
Lineage: Eukaryota; Metazoa; Arthropoda; Insecta; Diptera; Syrphidae
Gene: Elp3
Product: elongator complex protein 3
Exons: 6
Coding region: 110-1765 (551 amino acids)
Biological process (GO): tRNA wobble base 5-methoxycarbonylmethyl-2-thiouridinylation
Cellular component (GO): elongator holoenzyme complex; nucleus; cytoplasm
Molecular function (GO): acyltransferase activity, transferring groups other than amino-acyl groups; iron-sulfur cluster binding
Source: RefSeq, a predicted model, not a curated record
AAUUUUUCCAAAAUACAAAUAAAAAACACAAAACUUUUUGCGUCUUUCCACGUGCAACAAUUUUUUUAAAAAGUUUUCUUCUGUUAUUAAAUAAUCAAAAAACCUUAGAAUGGUUCAAAAAAAGAAAUUAGGAAUUGGUUUAAGCCGUGAAGAGCGCACCGUCAUCGUUAUUGGUGAAAUCAUUCAAGAACUCCUGCAAGCCCAUGCAGAUAAAAAAGAUGUCAAUCUAAAUCGCAUGAAAUCUCGUCUGUCUUCCAAAUAUGGUUUGGAAAGUUCCCCUCGUUUAGUUGAUAUUAUUGCUGCUGUACCACAAGACGCUAAAAAGAUUCUUCUACCCAAAUUGAGAGCAAAACCUAUUCGAACAGCUAGUGGAAUCGCUGUUGUAGCUGUCAUGUGCAAACCACAUCGUUGUCCUCACAUCAAUAUGACCGGCAACAUUUGCGUCUAUUGUCCCGGUGGACCAGACAGUGACUUUGAGUAUUCAACUCAAAGUUACACUGGCUAUGAGCCCACAUCCAUGAGAGCUAUUCGAGCACGCUAUGACCCAUUUCUCCAAACUCGUCAUCGCGUUGAACAACUCAAACAACUUGGACACUCUGUUGACAAAGUCGAAUUCAUUGUAAUGGGCGGGACAUUUAUGUGCCUGCCUGAAGAGUAUCGUGAUUAUUUCAUUCGAAAUCUUCAUGACGCUCUUUCGGGUCAUGCUAGUGCCAGUGUGGCAGAAGCUGUAAAGUACUCGGAGAAAUCCCGGACCAAAUGUAUUGGAAUAACAAUUGAAACUCGUCCUGAUUACUGUUUGAAGAGACAUCUCUCAGACAUGUUGUCGUAUGGAUGCACUCGUCUGGAAAUUGGUGUCCAAUCGGUUUAUGAAGAUGUCGCCAGGGAUACCAAUCGUGGACAUACAGUUAGAGCUGUUUGUGAGAGCUUCCAGCUGGGAAAGGAUUCGGGAUAUAAAAUUGUAGCUCAUAUGAUGCCUGAUUUGCCUAAUGUCGAUUUUGAGAGGGAUAUUGAACAGUUUAUUGAAUUCUUUGAGAAUCCAGCAUUCCGUGCUGAUGGAUUGAAGAUCUAUCCAACUCUGGUUAUUCGAGGAACUGGUCUGUAUGAACUCUGGAAAACUGGUCGCUACAAGAGUUACCCUCCUUCAAUGCUGGUUGAUUUGGUUGCCAAAAUUCUGGCUUUGGUUCCACCAUGGACAAGAGUCUACAGAGUACAGCGUGAUAUUCCAAUGCCUUUGGUCAGUUCCGGCGUUGAACAUGGAAACCUUCGUGAAUUGGCCUUAGCCCGCAUGAAAGAUCUCGGUACCGAUUGCCGUGAUGUACGAACUCGUGAAGUUGGUAUCCAAGAGAUCCAUAAUAAAGUUCGUCCCUAUGAAGUUGAAUUGAUUCGCAGGGACUACGUUGCAAAUGGAGGAUGGGAGACAUUCUUGUCGUAUGAAGAUCCUGAACAGGAUAUUCUCGUGGGUCUGUUGCGUUUGCGUAAAUGUUCUGGGGAAUCUUUUAGACCAGAACUCAAAGAGAAGUCAUCCAUUGUAAGGGAACUUCAUGUUUAUGGUUCUGUUGUGCCGGUUAAUGCAAGGGAUCCAACUAAAUUCCAACAUCAAGGAUUUGGUAUGCUUCUAAUGGAAGAAGCUGAAAGAAUCGCUUUGGAGGAACAUGGUAGCACAAAACUCGCUGUCAUUUCAGGUGUUGGCACAAGGAAUUACUAUCGUAAGCUGGGCUACGAACUUGAUGGACCUUAUAUGUCUAAGAAAUUAGUUGCAGAUUAAAUAUUACAAAAAAAAACACACACAAAAAUUCGUGUAAAUCAUAUCUAAUCUUAUUACAAAGAGGAUAAAUAAAAUAACAACAAAAAUACUAAAUUGAAAACAAAA